Molecule: messenger RNA, 4284 nt
Organism: Nelumbo nucifera (sacred lotus)
Lineage: Eukaryota; Viridiplantae; Streptophyta; Magnoliopsida; Proteales; Nelumbonaceae
Product: LRR receptor-like serine/threonine-protein kinase RPK2
Biological process (GO): protein phosphorylation
Molecular function (GO): protein kinase activity; ATP binding; protein binding
Source: RefSeq, a predicted model, not a curated record
UUUUUUAUUAUUUCAAAAAAAAAAAAACAAGGAAGAAAGAAAUCGAUUGCGACUGAACGUAACAGAAAAAAAAAACAAACAAAUCUUAACCCUUCUGUUUUCGUUCUGCCUCGUCUCUCUGCAAAAUCACUCAUCAGUCUUCACUCAUCGAGAACAGAUAUUUCAUUUCUUACAGCUAAAUCCCGGCCCCCGGCGGGCCUCUUCUUAACAUUUCGUCUUAAACCAGCAUCCGGCGCGUCGCGCAGCUCCGGACCCGAAUGUCACGCCUCUGCAAUGAACUUUUUCCGGCGAAAAUGGCGCUUUUCAUCUUUCUCCUUGUCUCACUGGAAUUUUUCUUUUCGGAAUCCGUCAACUCCUUGCCUACUGAUGCAAUGUCGCUUCUCAGCUUCAAGAGCUCUGUUUCUCUCGAUCCGUUGAACCUCCUUUCCGACUGGAAUCCUGCGACAAACCACUGCGAUUGGUACGGAGUUCAGUGCAGUCCAUUUUCUAGCAGAGUCAUUGCUCUGAAUCUUACGGGGAGUUUGACUACCCCUUCGAGGGAGUUGUACAAUUCAACCUCAAGAGACAAUAGGCUCGCGGGAACCCUGGCUCCGUCAAUCGGAAACCUGACGCAACUUCGGGUGCUGUCCAUUCCUUAUAAUGCAUUCCAUGGCGAGAUUCCGGCCGUGAUAGGAAGACUUGCGUUUCUUGAAAUCCUCGAGCUUCAGGGAAAUAACUUCUCCGGACGGAUUCCUAACCAGAUAAGAAAACUUUCGUCACUAAAAUUGCUUAACUUGUCUUGCAAUUUGUUUUCCGGACCGAUUCCGAACAAACUGAUCGGUUUCAACGGAAUCAGAGCUAUUGAUUUAUCGUAUAAUCAGCUCUCUGGAGGAAUUAAAGUCGACCCUUCUAAUAGAUGCGAGAGUCUUACUCAUUUGAAGCUUUCCGGUAAUUUUUUGGUGGGCAAGAUCCCGCCAGAGAUCGGAAACUGCUCCAGUCUCAAAUCUCUUUUGCUUGAUGGGAACAUUCUUGAAGGUCGGAUUCCACCCCAGAUUGGCAGGAUAUCGGAACUUCAGAUUCUAGAUGUUUCUAGAAAUAGUCUCACUGGUACCAUCCCGAACGAGCUAGCAUCCUGCCGGAAACUGUCUAUUCUUGUGCUUACGAAUCUGGUUGAUUUUGUGUCUGCUGAUGAUGACUUGGUUGAUGUUACUAGAGGAGAAUUCAAUGCUUUUGUCGGCGAAAUUCCUUCGGAGGUGUGGUUGAUUCCAAACCUUGAGGUUUUCUGGGCGCCUAGAGCGAACCUUCACGGUCAAUUGCCGAAUUGUUGGAGCUACUCAUGUAGACUGCGAGUUCUCAAUCUGGCCCAGAAUUAUAUGACCGGUAUGAUACCAGAAACAAUGGGCAUGUGUAAGAAUCUGUAUUUUUUGGAUUUGAGUUCAAAUGGCUUGCAGGGUUACCUCCACCUGCAGGUACCAUGUAUGGUAUAUUUUAAUGUCAGUCGGAAUUCAUUAUAUGGAUCUCUACCCAAAUUUAUGAGAAGUAAAUGUCAUGGUUUCUCCCAGAUGAAACAGAAAAAUACUGAGAGCAGUUCAGUGAUCCAUCAUUGGUGGUCUCAGAUAAAUAAUCUCUUUGGGUGGAUGUUGGGCGAGAAUUCUGUGGUUUUCCAUGAUUUUAGUUGGAACAGGUUCUUUGGUUCACUACCAUCGUUUUCACUCGGAGACGAGUUACUAACAAGCAGCCCAAAAUCCUCAUAUGGAUUAUUACUGAACAAUAAUCAGUUCAACGGAUCCCUUCCUGAUGAGCUUUUUUCAGCCUGUAAAGAUGUACAGGAUUUUACUGUGAACUUGAGCGUCAACCAGAUAUCAGGUGUGAUUUCUCAGGGAUUGCUUUUUGGUUGCUUGGAGCUAAUAUCAUUUGAAGCAGCCUAUAAUCAGAUUGACGGGACAAUUCCUCCUAGCAUUAACAAAGUACAGAUGCUUCAACAUCUUGACUUGAGGGGAAACAGGUUAACUGGAUCUAUCCCUGACCAAUUAGGAAAUUUGAAGGAUCUGAAAUGGAUUCUUCUGGGUGGGAACAAUUUAACAGGAGAAAUCCCUGUUCAGCUUGGUCAGUUGGCUUCUCUUAUGGUUUUGGAUCUAUCCAGAAAUGCUCUUACUGGAUCUAUCCCUGUAAGUUUGGUAAAUGCAACUAGCCUUGAAGUCAUGCUGCUGGAUCACAACAGACUUUCAGGGGAGAUCCCUUCAGCUUUCUCAGAUCUUUCUAGUCUUACUAGACUAGAUGUUUCUUUCAACAACCUUUCUGGUCAUAUACCCCACCUUCGACACUUCAGUGACUGUGCUUGCUUCAAGGAAAAUAACUUCCUACAGCCAUGCCAGGAUCCUUACCCAGUAUACCCACAAAGACAAAGGCUUCCAAUUCCAGCUCCAGUGAAUAAACAGGGUGGUCCAAAGAACAAACUGAAAGUGUUGGUAAUUGUAACAGUGGCUUCUGCAUCCACCGUGGUCUCUAUUCUCUUAGUAUUGGUUGUAUUCCUGGUUUUAGGAAGGAAAAAGCUUGGCAGGCUCUCCACUUUAAGAAGGAAAGUGCUCGUGACAUUUACAGAUACUCCAACUGCAUUGAAUUAUGAUAAUGUGGUCAGAGCAACAGGGAAUUUUAGCGUCCGGUACCUGAUUGGUACAGGAGGCUUUGGAGCAACAUACAGGGCAGAGAUGGUCCCAGGUUUCCUAGUAGCAGUUAAGAGGCUUUCAAUUGGCAGGCUCCAAGGUCUUCAACAGUUCGAUGCGGAGAUAAGAACAUUAGGAAGGAUUCGACACAAAAAUCUUGUAACUCUUAUUGGAUAUUACAUGGGAGAAGCAGAAAUGUUCCUAAUUUACAAUUAUCUCUCAGGUGGAAAUCUUGAAGCCUUCAUACAUGACAGAUCAGAAAAGAAUGUACAGUGGCCAGUGAUCCACAAGAUAGCUCUUCACAUAGCGGAGGCAUUGGCUUACCUUCAUUAUUCGUGUGCUCCUCGGAUAGUUCACUGGGAUAUCAAGCCUAGCAACAUUUUGCUUGAUGAGAAUCUUAAUGCAUACCUAUCAGACUUUGGACUGGCAAAGCUUCUAGCGGUCUCAGAAACCCAUGCAACUACAGAUGUUGCCGGCACAUUUGGUUAUGUGGCCCCUGAGUAUGCAACCACAUGCAGGGUGUCUGACAAGUCAGAUGUUUAUAGCUUUGGUGUUGUUCUCUUAGAAUUGAUGUCAGGGAAGAGAUCUCUUGAUCCAUCAUUUUCAGAGUACGGGAAUGGAUUUAAUAUAGUUGCCUGGAGCAAGUUGCUGAUUAUGGAGGGGCGUGCUUCUGAGCUUUUCUCACUAGAGCUGUGGGAAGCAGGGCCAAAGGAGAAUCUAUUAGGCAUAUUAAGCCUGGCAUCAAAUUGCACAGUGGAGGCACUUUCUGUGAGACCAUCAAUGAAGCAUGUUGUAGAGAAACUGAAGCAGUUACAGACCAACUGACAGCUGAUCUUACUCUCAGUUCUGAAUUGCCAGGACAGUGAUAAAUCAUGGUUCUGAUGUCCUUAAGGCAUCAACCAGAUGGGCUCAGGUUGCUUGAUAAUGACAGUGUUCUCUCUGCAUUACUGAGGAACAAUCAGCAAUGCAUGGGCACUGCAGGGCAUAAAAUCUUAUCUGGGUUACUGGUAUUGGCACCAAAAAUUUGUUGAGUACCAUGCAGGUGCUCCGAGUUUGACCUUGUAAAGCUACAGAAAUUUGAUCCUUGGCGAAGUUGUCCUUCAUGAAAAUUUAUCAAUUACCUUGCCAAUCUAUGAAAUCAUUGCAAGUCUGAUUAGGUGUCAUUGUGCAAUUUGAAGAUUUUUAAUGAGAACAAAAGGAAAAAAUCUAUCCCAAUUUGAGAUGGUGGAGGAUUGGCUGGACCGCUGGAUAUGAGAAAUUGAUAAUGGAUCAUGGAUUCUGCUCAUUGUAUUCAUGAUGGUAGAUUGAUCAUUAGCAUCACAAAUAAAUCAGCACUCUUUUGCUGAAAGUCUCCAGAGGAGUGGUCAUUAUCUUACUUUAAGUGGUGGGUACCUAGAUAUGCUAAUGAACUGGCUGAUGCUCUGUCUAGAGCUGGGGUUGUAGCCUUGUAGGGGAAAUUUUAGAAUGGGAUUGCCAAGGAUCAGGCUGUAAUAUGUAAAAGGUUAUGUGUUUCUACUGUUGUUUUUUUUCAUAUUAUGUUGUAAAGUCCAUUUUUGGGAGUCUUGAUUUGUACGUAUUGACCUGUUGCCUGCUUCUGUGAGCAGCAGGGUGUGAGCUUUAUUAUUAUUUGCAAGUUUUAUUG